CGAGCCCCAAGCUACCUUGAGGAUAUGACAUGCUAACACUUGCUAAAAACAAUCAAGAGGGCAUUUUUUACUUGACUUGUUGAAACUGAAUUGUCGUAACGAUGCUUGCGUGUAAACGGACCUUCGGGAACACAAUGAUUUCGGCACAGCGUAUUUUGUGUAGAAAAGUUGUAUUUUCUGAUCACACACACAGAUGUCUGUCCACACAAACGGAGGGAGAAGAUCGUCUCGUUAAAAUAUUAAAAGAGAAGUUUCCUUUAGCCUCUUCGCUCAAAGUUGUGGAUAUAUCAGGUGGAUGUGGGGCAAUGUAUGAGAUUUAUAUUGAGUCCAGUGAGUUCAAAGGAAAAAGAACAGUUCAACAACACCAACUGGUUAACCAGGCACUCAAAGAUGAAAUACAAGGAAUGCACGGUCUUAGAAUAUUCACUGAAGUGCCAAAGAAUUAAAGAAAUACCUAUGUUAAUGGUAGACUAACUUUAUUUACAGAAUGUACAAGAGUAAAUAUGUUUAUGAACUUGUCUUUGUGUAUGUACAAUAAUAAUCAUCAUUGCCAAAAAUACUUUUGCAUUCACCUCUGAGGAUUUUACCCUAAAAUUAUGAGCCAGUGAAGCUAUGAAACGCACAAAAUUUAAAGCUGCUUUUUUUGUCUGUUUAGGCUGUGAUGUUGUAUAGCUAGCAGUCAUGUCUUCAUAACUACCUACAUAACAACUCUGAAUAAGAUAACAUUAUAGUAAUGUGUCACCUUUUAAAUACAGCUUUACCCUGAA
Messenger RNA from Boleophthalmus pectinirostris (great blue-spotted mudskipper), 767 nucleotides. It is a transcript of the gene bola3, whose product is annotated as bolA family member 3. Bases 102 to 446 code for a protein of 114 amino acids. NCBI's taxonomy places the organism in Eukaryota, Metazoa, Chordata, Actinopteri, Gobiiformes, Gobiidae. The transcript has 4 exons. The record is from RefSeq and is a predicted model, not a curated record.